AUGGACUUGGAUGCGUUCCUGGACAAGAAGAGCAAGAAGCUCGCGGGGGGCAAAAAGAAGGCCAAAACGGGCGAGCUCUCCGAGAAGCAGCGAGCGGAGCUGGGCUUAGACGUCUUCGGCGGCCUGGAGGGCGCGAAGUCCGUCACGCCGGUGCCGGCGGAGAAGCCGGCGGGGGCCGUCAAGGCGGAGCCGGAGGCAGUCGCCUCCCCGACCGGCAGCCACGCGCCGGAUGCCGCGUCGCCGUCCGACGGCGCCCCUGUAGAGGCCGCCGCGGACGCUGGGGCGGAGAGGGACGACGGGGAUCGCGCGGAGGUGUUUGUGAGGGUGGUGAAGACCUCCGAAAAGAAGGCGAAGGGGUGGGACGCGGUGAAGCCGACGUCUGGCUCUGUGGGGGACCUGCUGGCAAGGGCAGUUGAGAAAUCGGGGCCGCGAAAGUUCGUGGCCCGCGGCAAGGGUGACUCAACGGGGCCGCUGGGGAGCGGCGCAACCCUCAGCAGCGCCGACCUGCCGUCUCUGGAGGACAUUGUGAGCGGAACUGCCAAAAAGGCGGAGUCCUCCCCAGCAGCGCCGACGGAACCGGCUAGUGCAGAAACGACUGCCCCUGGUGCAUAUAAGCCACCCACGGACAGGCCCUCGGCUGGCGCAUAUCAACCGCCCACGGACAAGCCGUCAACUGGUGCAUAUAAGCCGCCCACAGACAGGCCCUCGGCUGGCGCGUAUAAGCCACCCACGGACAAGCCGUCUACGGCCGCAGAUGCACUAUCUAGUAAUGAAACUGCAGAAGGGGCACCGAUGCCGCCCGCAGACAAGCCGUCAACUGGUGCAUAUAAGCCGCCACAGACAGGCCCUCGGCUGG
Messenger RNA from Trypanosoma conorhini, 856 nucleotides. RefSeq names its product translation initiation factor IF-2. Lineage: Eukaryota; Euglenozoa; Kinetoplastea; Trypanosomatida; Trypanosomatidae. The record is from RefSeq and is a predicted model, not a curated record. The annotation marks the transcript as partial. The transcript has a single exon.